GACCGUCUCCUGCUCCCCCCCUUCUCCGUCCCUCUCCCCGUGGGUGAGAGUUUCUCCUCCUGGGGGGGAUGCACAUUGGUUUAUUUAUUUUGAAGGCUGCAAAAGUCUGAGGACUGAAGCACCACGUGCUGCUGACUCUCAUCAGCAUAAUGAUCGCCUUAGCCAGAGAGUCCUGUAUAUAUAAACCACAAAAACCUAAUCAUUAGAAAUCCCAGCCUCCAAAAACCACAUUCAGGACAAAAAAACUGUGGCGUGGGUUUGUUAUUUUUUUUCCGGCUCCUUCAUCUUCCCCGACCUCAACUUCUUGGGACCCAAAAGAAGUUUGUAACUUUUGGUUGCUUUUUUUUUCAUAAUUAUUAUUUUUAACCCGAUUUUCCAGAAAGAAAAAUAACUCAAACAAAGCGACAUUUUAAUGAUUUUUUUUUUUUUUGCUGCUGUUGUUCAUCAAGGGCGGAAAAAAAAAAGGCAAAAUUUUUCCUCGCCUAUUCAACUCAACGGACUUGGAUCCAGCAGCGACUUCAUGUGAAGGACCGGGCUGCACCGAGGCUGCCUUUUCCUAGAAUUUGCUUGGUCAUAUUUUAGAAAUCAGCCUAAGGAGGGGUGUUUUAUUGUCGUGCUGAUAGUUGUUUUUUUUUCUCAGCUAUGAUCCCCGCUUCUUUUUCCCUGGGAAUCCGAAAGUUCAACUUUUCUUAAGUCCUGAUCCUCCGAAAGGAACUACCUAAAAAGUCUCUUUUAAUUAUCAGCCCUGUGACUUUCCUCUUCACCCCAACAACCCCAGUAACUUUGUUUCCCCGCCGAAAUCGCUUCGGGAGCGCCUGUUUUUUGGAGGGGGGAGCCACUUUUCCCAAGCCCCUUCCCGAGCUCCCGCUUCCUGAAGCCAAAGGCAAUAAGCGGGGGAACUCCUCGCCUCUGUCCCAGCGAGGCUUUUUGUUUGCUCCUUUUUUUUUUUCUUUUUUCUUUUUUUUUUUUUUUCUGUGUGAGUCCGGAGGAGGAAGACUUCUUCGGAGGAAACCGGGACGUUCCCCUGAACCCCCCCUCUCCUCUCCGCUCCUCUCCGGGGCUGAGUUACGCUACGAUUCUGGCGGCCACCAGCAGCAGCAGCCCAGGAAGCUGAACCAGCAGCGAGUUCUACUUCUCCCAAGACAAUUUUUGGAAGAUCCGAAAAGGAAAAGAAGACGUGGAGGGAGGGGAAGAAAAAAGGGAAGAAACUCGAGCGCUUGAGGGAAGAAGCGGUGUCUAGAAGGAGGGAAAAGAGCAGAGAGACUGUGCGAGAAGGAAGGAAGGAAGGAAGGAGGAGGAGAAGCGGCAGCGCUCUGCAGCUGGGCAGAAGCCGGGACCAUGCAGUUUCCAGCCGGGCUGUGCUGAGAGGGGCAGCCCCGGACCCACCGCCAGCCUCUGCCUCCUCGCUGCUCCAGGCUGCAGGCGCCCCCAGACCGGCAUCACCCCUCGCCCCGUCCAUCUUUCUUUAAAAAAAAACAACCAAAACAAACCAAAAACAGACUGAUUUUUUUUUCUUCGUGCGUUUAAUCCGCUCCUUUUUUUUUUCUAUUUUUUGUCUGAUUUGCUUUUUUGCCACUUAUCCUCACCCCUCCACUUUUUCAUUCACCCCUUUUUUCGCUAGAUUUUUUUUUUUACAACCCCCACCCCCCACUACACGCCUCCUCUACCAGCGAUCCCCCUACCGCUCCCCCCCCCCCGCCCCCCAAUUCGCUAACUUGUGGCUGUUGUGAUGCGUAUUCCCGUAGAUCCCAGCACCAGCCGGAGGUUCAGCCCCCCCUCCAGCAGCCUGCAGCCCGGCAAGAUGAGCGAGGUCAGCCCGGUGGUGGUAGCCCAGCAGCAGCAGCAGCAGCAGCAGCAACAGGACGCGGCGGCCGCCGUGCCCCGGCUGCGCCCCCACGAUAACCGCACCAUGGUGGAGAUCAUCGCUGACCACCCCGCCGAGCUGGUCCGUACCGACAGCCCCAACUUCCUCUGCUCCGUCCUGCCCUCGCACUGGCGCUGCAACAAGACCCUCCCGGUGGCGUUCAAGGUGGUGGCCUUAGGAGAAGUGCCCGAUGGGACGGUGGUGACCGUCAUGGCUGGAAACGAUGAGAACUACUCUGCAGAGCUGCGAAACGCUUCUGCCGUGAUGAAGAACCAGGUGGCCAGAUUUAAUGACUUACGAUUUGUGGGCAGAAGUGGAAGAGGGAAGAGCUUUACUUUGACAAUAACUGUCCUGACAAAUCCCCCCCAAGUCGCUACAUACCACAGAGCUAUAAAGGUUACAGUGGAUGGGCCAAGAGAGCCAAGAAACCCCAGGCAGGCGCAGUCAUCCCCGCCAUGGUCCUAUGACCAGUCUUACCCAUCCUACUUGAGCCAGAUGACUUCACCGUCCAUUCACUCCACAACUCCCCUGUCCUCCACUCGAGGCACGGGACUUCCAGCCAUUACCGAUGUGCCCAGACGCCUCUCAGAUUCAGAUCCUUGCACUCCUGAUGCUCCACCUGCUGCCACUUCACCACCUACUUCUGAAGAGCCUGGACCUUUCACAGCUCCAGCAUCACCCUCCUGUUCCUCUGACACUGGUACUGCAUCGUUUUCACCACCAUUACCCACGUGUGUUGCAGCCUUACAUCCAAAACCACCUCCUAUUUCACCAUCAAUAUCCACCCCUGCUGCCACUGUUCACCCUGGACUUCCUUCUCUUCCCGCUCCACCUGCCUCUACUCCAUCCCUGCACCCUGGGAUUUAUCUGCCGGUUGUCCCACCCAGUGGUGCCACCCACCUCAUCAACUGGCUGCCCUUCCUCGCCUCAGCAACGCUUGCCACCAUCCAAGGCAAGGAGGAAGACCAGCCACCCAUAAGCACAGGCUCCCUGGAAAGCAUGAAGCCUUGCAGCAGCCCAGCCCCUCAACCCUCCCAAGAGGAAAAUCCCCAGCCAGCAGCUAUGGGAAGCAGCGCUCCAGGAACUGCGUCCCCACCGCGGGCUGCCCAGGCUGUGCCCGCGGGCUCCGAGGCGUCGGCGAACGUCAGCGACAUCCUGGCGGAGCUGCGGACCAUGAACAGCCACCUCUCCACGAUUGCCCGAGCCCUCACCCAGCUGGCAUCGUCCCUGGCACCCCAGCAGGAUGCUGGUGGCACCCCACCUCCUUAGUGCCAGAUUUCACAGGGAGUGGUGCUGGCCAGAGGAAAGGGACCCUCCCCAAACCCGCCCACACCACUGGAGCAAGUUCAUUGCAGUCGCAGACAACGACCGUGUCUCCAACCACGUCUCCCCAGUGGGUUUUUCUGUUGGUUUGUUGUUUGCCCCUUGUAAAUGGCUGCAUACAUUAAAAAAUAGUUUUGUGGUCUUGUUAAUAAAAUUGUUUAUGUUUCUCGCGUUCCUUUCGGAUGCGCUCACUCCCCUCCUCUCACCCAUUAACCACACGAGCGCUGGUAGGAGCCGGUGAGGGCUCACACAGAAAAUGCUGGGAAUCUGAAGUGGUGAGAAGUUACCCGCGAGAAAAUGCUCAAGGCGAUGACAAAACCACUCUGGGCAAUGUGGGGGGAUACAGAAAGGAAACAGCACAAUGAAACUCUGAAAAAUUUCCAUGUUUAUCCAUAUCCAUGUUGAAUGGCACAGCUCUGUUGAAAUUGGAGUCCUUCCCAGUGCACUAAAUCUCAGGGGUAAUUGUAACUACCAGCACAGGUAUAAGCCAUGAUAAAUUGUUCAGAAUAUAAAGCAGGGUAGUUGUCUAAGGAGCAGUGGGGCUGAACAGCUACUAAACAGCCUCGUCCAUCUCCUGCCCUCUAACAGAGAGGUGCUUAGCUCAAGUCAAUCUGUCUGAUUUACCAGUGGUGCCCAGGGUUCUUCAAGGGCAUAAACAGACCAAUCUAAUUUACAGCAAUUAGCCCAUGUGGAUAAAUCCUGACAUUUCACCAUCUUUCCCUAUUGCCAAGGUGCAGUAGCUUGCCUAAAGGUAGCAUCGAAGAUGUGAAACCCUAAAAAAUGGACACGAAUCCAGGAUUUGCUCUUCCCAGAUGUCUGACCUGUAAAGCAGCUGGUGAGGUAUGAUUGCACAGGUGGAGGCACCAGAGCUGGAGAUGAAUACCGGGAUGUGCUUGGAGCUCUGGAAGAGCCCCUGGGAAGAGAACUAACAGCUCUUGCAGAGCUGUUUUGUGCAUCUCAGCUGCAGUCUGCCCAUAGUGCAAACAACCAUUCCAAGUUGUUCUUGUCCACAGUGUCCCUGAUCUUUAAGGUCCCUUCCAACCCAAAUCAUUCUACAAUUUUAUGAACCAGCAGUCCAAAUAUCUUUUCCCAAAUGUGGGCCAAGCACAGUCCUGGUGGCAGCUGAGCCAGGCUAUGCUGCUGCUCUGCUUUUCAUCCCAGUGGAUUAAAACAAAACACAUGCUCAUGGCAAAGAGAAGAAAGUAAAGGUCUCUGUGAAGCUGUGUAUGAUCUUGCUAUAAUUUAGCUACACAGCCCUCAGAUAUCAGGAUCUGAGGCCAUCUCUAGGAAAAUCCCAGACAGACAGAUCACUAGAUAAGAUUAAAGAGGAAGUAUUCUGUCUAUUUGCAAAUAUUUCUGUUACAGAUGAGCCUAAGCCACAAAGAUUGAAUCAAUAUACAAACUUCCCCAAAGCUCAGGUGUAUUUGAAUUUGAGGUUUUGGUUACUGCAUAUGUAUUUAUAUAUAAACCUAUCCAUAUUUUUUGAGUCUGUGCCUGAAAGACAAAGGAAUUGUCCUGCUCAAUCAUGGUUUUUUUUUCUAGUCUGAUCAGACAUUUUUUUCCUCUGCUGUGUUUAGCAAGAAGGUGAAAAAAAACCCCAACUAUUUCAUAGAUGUCUUAUACUACCUUUUAAGUUUAUGUUUAAAUAUGUGUUUCAACUAAAGGAGAUAAAAGGAGUAUCUUUAAAACAUUUUGGUUUUGGAU
Molecule: messenger RNA, 4891 nt
Organism: Passer domesticus (house sparrow)
Lineage: Eukaryota; Metazoa; Chordata; Aves; Passeriformes; Passeridae
Gene: RUNX2
Product: RUNX family transcription factor 2
Exons: 5
Coding region: 1730-3133 (467 amino acids)
Biological process (GO): chondrocyte differentiation; regulation of cell differentiation; hemopoiesis
Cellular component (GO): nucleus
Molecular function (GO): DNA-binding transcription factor activity, RNA polymerase II-specific; RNA polymerase II cis-regulatory region sequence-specific DNA binding; ATP binding
Source: RefSeq, a predicted model, not a curated record